GUUUAUUUAAUUUUUUUGUACUACGUACUGCGAUUAGUUCGAAGACAGUGACGUAACGACGCCUGAAGCACGUGAUCCGGCUGUGUUUUUGACCAUGUGGAUGUGUAUUUUGUUUCUAACUGCGGUAUAGAAUGACAUUACUCCCGAUAUAAGCUUUAGAUAGCGCUGUUAUGUGGAAACUUUAAGAUGAAUAAACCUGGUUGCCGCGCUGGGAGAAGAGCGAGGAAAAAAAGACGGAAAAAACACGAGGAUGAGUACAAAGUGACUCUGACUCACGAAGCCCAGUUUGUUCUUUUGAGGAGAUGGCUGAAACAGAAAGGAUUCAGCUCGCAGUCUCUCAUCCCUGUCAGCUUCCAUGAUACUGGAAGAGGGCUUAUGACAAAUCAAACUAUCAAGGCCAAAAACUGUGUGAUUUCCCUGCCUGAAAAAUGCUUACUGACCACCGAGACAGUUCUAAAGAGUUACAUGGGUGACUAUAUAAAAAGAUGGCAUCCUCCUGUAUCUCCUCUUCUUGCUCUUUGUUGUUUCCUGAUUGCUGAAAGACAUCGUGGAGAUGCGUCGGAGUGGAGUCCCUACAUUAAUAUCCUCCCAAAGACCUACACAUGCCCUGUGUACUUGUCUGAUGACAUCAUUGACCUUUUGCCGAGGAGUCUCCAGAAGAAAGCCACUGAGCAGAAAGAACAGUUUCAGGAACUCUACUGUUCUUCGUUGAUGUUUUUCCGCUCCCUCCAGCCACUCUUCACCCAGCCCACAGAGGAGUUGUUUACCCAGGAUGCACUGCGCUGGGCUUGGUGUAGCAUUAAUACGCGUACGGUGUACAUGGAGCAUGACCAGAGUGACUAUCUCUCCAGGGAGAAGGAUAUCUAUGCGCUUGCACCGUACCUGGACCUGUUGAACCACUGUCCUAAUGUACAAGUUGAAGCUGGCUUCAACAAACAAACUCGCUGUUACGAAGUUAAAAGUGUUCAAGGCUGUAAGAAGUUCCAGCAAGCACUCAUCAAUUAUGGCCCUCAUGAUAAUAACAGACUACUUCUGGAAUAUGGCUUUGUUGCCUCUGGUAACCCCCACAGUGUGGUAUAUGUUGAUAUAGGAACUCUAAAAAUAUGUCUAGAUGAAAAAGACAAACAGCUAACACAAAAACUACUUUACCUAAGGGACAACGAUUUUUUAAGAAACUUGACGUUUGGGAUGGAUGGCCCUUCCUGGCGACUGAUGACUGCACUGAGACUGCUGUCCUUGAAACCUGAGCAAUAUUCUUGUUGGAAGAGUGUCCUCUUGGGGGCAGCAGUGAGCCGGGAGAGAGAAGAGUGGUGCAUUCACUCUGCCCUAAAGCUUUGCAAUAACCUCAAUGAUGACAAUGUCAAGGCACUAGAGAGGCUAUCACAGCUCAAACAGGGUGCGAACCUGCCUCGCCUUGAACAACUGUGUGUGGUGGAGAGCCUGAGACAAGAGGAGCAAAGGAUUCUGGAACACACACGAGUGGUUCUUCAAAACCUCUGGGGACAGUAGUCACUGUGGU
Molecule: messenger RNA, 1519 nt
Organism: Cyprinus carpio (common carp)
Lineage: Eukaryota; Metazoa; Chordata; Actinopteri; Cypriniformes; Cyprinidae
Gene: setd4
Product: SET domain containing 4
Biological process (GO): peptidyl-lysine dimethylation; peptidyl-lysine trimethylation; peptidyl-lysine monomethylation
Molecular function (GO): transcription coactivator activity; histone H3K4 methyltransferase activity; protein binding
Source: RefSeq, a predicted model, not a curated record